This is a messenger RNA of Lichtheimia ornata, 1251 nucleotides long. RefSeq lists its product as uncharacterized. The coding region runs from base 1 to 1251 and encodes 416 amino acids. NCBI's taxonomy places the organism in Eukaryota, Fungi, Mucoromycota, Mucoromycetes, Mucorales, Lichtheimiaceae. The transcript has 6 exons. The record is from RefSeq and is a predicted model, not a curated record.
AUGCUACCUCAAUUGGUGUCGAAUUGGGAAUGGGGAGCGAGAUGGGUUGAUGAUCGGCAAGCUGUUGCAACCGUUGCAUUGACACUUCCCAAGGUGGCUCUGAAAUCAAUCGGUGAUGCAGCGUCAAAGACCAGCCUUCCGCCUUGCUUUGAAGGGAAUAUACCUGACAUUUUUAGACAUUCAAAGAAUGCGCGGGCAGUUGAUUGGUUGGAUGUUUUACUAUACUUGAUACCUACAAUCAUAUACGAGCGAAUGGAUAUCCAUGGUACCCCACAAGAGGCCAAGGAUGCUAUUUUGUGUGUUGUGACUAUCGCUUCGUUGGCCUUACAGCAAUGCUUGGAUUCAGAUGAUAUCGACCGUAUGAAAAGGUGCGCCAUCACAUGGCACCAAUAUGCAUCCCGGUCCCUCCAGAACCGCUACACACCAGUCUUCCAUUACUUGCAGCAUGUAGGUCGUGCCGUUGAGAUGUUGGGACCCAUGAGAAGAUACAGCACGAGAGCCAUUGAGAGAAUUAUUGGAUUUUAUAAGCAAAGGAUCAAGUCCAAGUCGGCAACAGCUAUCAAUGCUUCAAAUCAACUUUGUACAACUGCAGCUCAUCACCACUACAUGCAUGCUGGGGACGUAGCUCAGGAGGAUGAGAAUGAUGGGAAUCUUGGAUCAUACACUAUUACUACUACUGAGGCGGAUAUGGGUACCAACGACGUCGUCAAUGCACAAGGAACGGCCGAUAGUCAUCGUUUAUGGUGCGUUGUACGGGAUGAAUCAUUGAAAGUUGGACAAUUCGAUGCAUGGGAUUUGGAUCGCUAUUUACGGCAAUAUUGGAAACGACAUUUGAAAGCAUAUCCCCAUCUGGCUCGUAAGAAACCGGUGGCAUUUGUCAAAUUGAGCAUACCCGUUGACGUUAACCGAGCUGACCCAGGAGCUUCAUAUGAUCUUGUUUGGGAGACUUAUUUUGGCAUAUGUAUUCUAUUCUUCGCCUACACAUACCAAGGACAAGAGAGAAUGCUUGCGCUUGUGGAUAUAUACAGAGAAGUGGACAUGAAUGGUGCUGGUAUUCCAGUGGGAACUCAAGGCUAUGACAGCGACGGGACUCUAUGCAAGCGCUAUGUUGUUGACGUUGAGCACAUCGACUGCCCUGCAGGCUACAUUCACUCUACCAUACCAACACGGAGCGGAGCUAAGCGCUUUUAUUAUGUCUAUCAAGGAAUGAUACCAAAUGAUAUCCGCUUAGGAGACCCAACCCAUAUUUGA